AUGCUUCGAUCGCCAUUCCCGAUUGCACGCAAGUCAACUCAAGAGGCUCCUUUCCACGUUGACUCCUGUGGCUUGAGCCUGGAUAUCAAUAUCACCGAACCAGCUUUAUUUGUCCCGACAUUUUCAGACAAACCAGCAGUUCUCCGUGGUGAAUGUCGACUGACGGUGAAAGAACCCAUGACAGUGAAACGACUGACCGUCAAUUUGCGCGGAACAAGCCAGGUUAUAUGGCCUCAUGGGUUUCGUGAACGCCAUAGGGUGACGGACCAAACAUUGACACUGUUCGGCCCAAAGAUGACGCAGCCGGUGCUUCCGUGCUACAUCGACACAAUACAGGAGACAGUAUCCCCACCGGCGGCGCUCAAAGGGACCACAUUAUGGAAUAUCAUCUCGACUAGAAAAGACUCGCACGGGUGUGAGGAGAAGAACGCAGGGUCCAAAUAUCAGCAACUGACACCCGGGACCCACAUAUACAACUUCGAGAUGGUCCUGCACUCGCCUCUGCCUGAAUCUAUUCAAGUCCGACAGAGCAAGGUCCGAUACCGGGUCCGAGCCUCCGUCGAAAGACCGGGCUUCUUAAAUCGCUCGUUUUCCCGAAGCAAGCCCAUUGCCGUCGUUCAUUGUCCCGCAGAGGAUUUUGUGGAUGAUGCUGAACCUCUUUACAUUGCUCGAGCUUGGAAGCACCUGCUACAAUCCGAUAUACUGGUCUCGAGGAGGGGUGCGCCCCUUGGCGAUUUAAUUCCUGUCACAGUAUCAUACACCGAGCUGGGCCACGCCAAGUUCCGAGGGCUGCAAAUUUUUGUCUCGGAAGAUGUGCAAUACCACCAGCGGGACGGUCUGGCUUGCAGCAAUGGGCCUUUCAGACGAAGUCUAGUUUACGAGAGAAUGACAGGGCCAGUGUCAAAGAUGGCGCUGAGUCGAGUCGACACCGACGAGCACCCAACAUACAUCGAGAAGGACGAUUAUGUCACCGCCAAGACGGUCGGGGAUGCCGAGGCACGAAGCCGAUCGCUGCACGAUGGCGACACCGAACACACCGAAUUAGACCUCCAACUCCCGCUUCCCGUUUGUCAUCUUCACUCCGAUCCAACCAGGCCGCAGGGUAUGCAUUUUGACACCCGGUACAAAAAUGUUCGGGUCAGUCAUUGGCUUGAGCCCGAUAGUAUGAACCUGAACAAUGAGCGCAUUGUGCAGAAAGUUGCCCACGUCCCACUGGCGCUGCGCUCCUGUUAUGCUCAACAAGCCAAUGCUUCGCUGCCUGCAUACUCCUAA
Molecule: messenger RNA, 1272 nt
Organism: Aspergillus homomorphus CBS 101889
Lineage: Eukaryota; Fungi; Ascomycota; Eurotiomycetes; Eurotiales; Aspergillaceae
Exons: 3
Coding region: 1-1272 (423 amino acids)
Biological process (GO): ubiquitin-dependent endocytosis
Cellular component (GO): cytosol; cytoplasm
Molecular function (GO): protein-macromolecule adaptor activity; ubiquitin protein ligase binding
Source: RefSeq, a predicted model, not a curated record